Molecule: messenger RNA, 1579 nt
Organism: Cuscuta europaea
Lineage: Eukaryota; Viridiplantae; Streptophyta; Magnoliopsida; Solanales; Convolvulaceae
Source: the annotation of a GenBank genome assembly
UUUCCCUUUGUCCAUUACUCGCUUUUUCCUUCAGAAAUCCAAGUCCUCUUCACUUCAAUUUUCUUCGCCUCAAAGUUCUAACAACAUAAGAAUUUCGAUUACAAAUCGCCUCUGGUCAGAUUAGGAAUCUGCUUACCAAAAUCCUAUGUAGAAUCUAUUUCUUGUGCACGGUUUCAGAACUCUUCUACGUCGGAACUCAGCUCAAUGCUGCUGCCAAUAAAACUGUUACCAGGUGAAGCCAUGGACGCUAAGUCAUUCGCCAAACUCAAGAAGCAGCUUGCCAAGGAAUCUAAGAAGAAGGAGGUUUCCAGGCAGCAGAGGUCCGUGGACGAAAUAUUUCCGAAGGCUGGAACUCCCAAGGUGCAAAAAGGUGAGGAGCCCUCGAGGAAGACUGUAGUUGGUGAUGACGCUGGCUCUGAUGCCAGGGGCUCUCAGGUCGAAGGGCUCAAGAGGAAGAGGACUGGGAAGGGCGUGGUGCCCUCGGAGAAGAAGAUGAUGGGGCUACUGAGAGGAAGGAUACCCUCAUAGUGAUUGUUGAGGAGUACUCCCCUCCGGCCGCCACUCCCCCUUGCUCACCUCCGUCUCGCACAAAUGAGGAGACCCGCGUUGCCGAGAUCGUUCAGUUCCCUAUCAAGGUGGGGACCCCCGUCAUGCACGACACUCUGCACCCCAUCGGGUUCAUGAGGGGCGUAAUGUCCUCGAAGGACAGAUCUGUGCUGGCUCAGAUGGAGGAUGCUAUCCUCGACUAUAAGGUUGCCAGCUAUAGCACCAUGGCUGCUUUGGCCGCUUCUGAGCAGGCCAGGAGGGUGGAGCAACUACGCAUCCAGAAGGUGCAGGCCGAUGAGGCCUUGGCGAAGCGCGACGCUGAACUGGCCGACGCCCGGUGGGGCAGCUCCAAGAGGCCCAGACCGCCUUUCGGCUGGUGAAGGAAGCCAUGCAUAAAAUCCUUGAGAAUACCAAGGUGGUGGCUAGGGCCGAAGGUAGGGCCGCUGCUGAGAAGGAGGCUUCCGAGGAGGCCAAGAAAGCCGCCGAGGAAGCCGAGAGCUCAAAGCGAGAAGCUGUUGUGCAGGCAAAGAUGUCGUCGACGCCUUCACCGCUGGGGGCUUGAGAGCUGAGGGCUAGAAGGAGUGGGUGGCCUCGGUCGUGUCUGAGGCCGUAGAUAAGUGGGCGGCAGGCCCCGACGCUUUGUGGCUUGCCCGGAAAGGAAAAAGCUAUUAUGAAGGGGGCGAGUUCUUCACUCAAUCCCUGAUAUAUCGUAAGUUGGCCCAUUACCAUGGCCUGGACCCUAAGGAUUUUGAUCCGGCAGCCUACGGCCUUCCCCCUGCAGCCAGACGUCCGAAUCCCCCUACCUGAGGGCGAAGAAAGGGAGCUGCUGGAGGACUCGAAGCUGGCGAGGUGCGACGAUGAUGGUGAUGAAGAGGUCAGGGAUGACGCCGCCUCAAAACCGAAGGAAGAUGGCCAAGAAGCUGAUGCUUAGGAAAUUUUUCCUUAGAAUAUUUGUUGUAAUAGAUUGGGAGGCCUUCGGCUUCGGCCACUUGUAAACAAACAAUUCGUUUUUUGAAUCUUUGAUGAAUGUAUG